Molecule: messenger RNA, 917 nt
Organism: Tarenaya hassleriana
Lineage: Eukaryota; Viridiplantae; Streptophyta; Magnoliopsida; Brassicales; Cleomaceae
Product: photosynthetic NDH subunit of lumenal location 2, chloroplastic
Exons: 4
Coding region: 1-810 (269 amino acids)
Biological process (GO): photosynthesis; photosynthetic electron transport chain
Cellular component (GO): extrinsic component of membrane; photosystem II; photosystem II oxygen evolving complex
Molecular function (GO): calcium ion binding
Source: RefSeq, a predicted model, not a curated record
AUGGCGAAAGAUACUCGGAAGAAACCCCGACAAACCCUCAAAACCCUUAAUUCGUUCCCCAGAAGUCACGAUGAGCGGCCUACAUUCGUUCCUGCGUUUCUCCGAUUGGCUAGCGAAAUGAGAACCCUCUGGACAGAACAAGAAACAAGAACAAGAACUGAGCGAUUGAAUUCUUCUUCAGUUUGCGUCUCCUCCCACACUCUAUCCACAAAAAAAAAAAAAACCAUAAAACCAAUCAGCGCCUUCACGACCACUCCCCCACCGUCUCUCCUCCGUCCCAGCCGCCGCCGUCAACCGACGUUCUCCGCCGUCGCCUCCUCAGAUCAAACCCAACACGAGAGCCUCACAAACGGUGGCGCAACUCGCCGGAGAACCCUGACCACAAUCCUCCUAACCGUCGCCGCCCACGGAGCAUCCGCCACGUCAGCGGCGGCGGAGAAGUGGGGGGUGAGGUCGUUCAUAAGGGAGAAGUACUUCGAGCCGGGGCUAUCGCCGGAGGACGCGGCGGCGCGUAUAAAACAGACGGCGGAGGGGCUGAGGAGCAUCAGGGAGAUGCUGGACCACAUGUCGUGGAGGUACGUUAUAUUCUAUAUAAGGCUGAAACAGUCUUACCUGUCGCAGGACCUGACCAACGCCAUGAACUUAUUGCCGGAGAUUCGCCGGAAAGAUUACGUCACGAAGGCCAACGAGCUCGUCGAAAACAUGACCGAGCUGGAUUACUACGUACGGACACCGAAGGUAUACGAAUCGUACCUCUACUACGAGAAGACGUUAAAGUCGAUAGACGAUCUCGUGGCCUUGUUGGCAUAGUCGGCUAAUGUUUUCAAUUGCUAAACAUUAUGUGUAUAUUCUUGUAAGCUUAUUUGUAUUGAAAUUUUUCGUAUUUUGAUUAACAUAAUAAAUUAAUAAUUAGUUUA